ACUAAUUAAAUAUUUACGUUCCGGGUCCAAGUUAUGAAAACCAACACUUUAAUAUUUCAGUCCUGAAUCAAGAGACUCCCCCGCGCGCUCCGGUCCCUGUGACGUCACUGCACUGCGCCAGAGCAACAAAACAACCCCCCCCCCAAAACACCGAUCAGACCUGAUCCGGGAUCAACAACCGGUACCGGUCCGUGAGUUCUGUCUGAAAGAAGAAAUGGACUCGGCCCUGACGGUCCCGCAGAGUUUCUAACCGCCGGACCGGAUCACCGAGUUCACCGAGAGAGUCCGCCACAGAGAUCCCGGCUGCUCUGACCUCAGACCUCCACCAUGAGCUCCAGGGUGUGCAGGACCUGCGGGGGGUCCGAUAUAGACGUGGAUCAGGCCCGGGGCAGCGCUGUAUGUACCAGCUGCGGUUCUGUUCUGGAGGACAACAUCAUCGUCUCCGAGGUCCAGUUUGUGGAGGGGAGCGGGGGAGUUUCCUCUGCGGUGGGACAGUUCGUCUCCGCUGACGGUCCAGUUAAAGCUCCUCUUCUUGGUUCUGGGUUUCACACCAGUGUUGGGAAAGAGUCCAGAGCCCAGACCCUCCAGGGCGGUAAGCGUCAGAUCCAGCAGCUGGGCAGCCAGCUGCAGCUGAACCAGCACUGUUUGGACACGGCCUUCAAUUUCUUCAAGAUGGUGGUGAGUAAACACCUGACGCGAGGACGCAAGACGGAGCACGUCAUCGCGGCGUGCCUCUACCUAGUGUGCCGCACAGAGGGGACGCCACACAUGUUGCUGGACCUGAGUGACCUACUGCAGGUGAACGUUUACAUCCUGGGGAAAACCUUCCUGCUGCUGGCUCGUGAGCUCUGCAUCAACGCUCCCGCCAUCGACCCGUGCCUGUACAUCCCUCGGUUUGCUCACAUGUUGGAGUUUGGGAUGAAGACUCAUGAGGUUUCCAUGACGGCUCUUCGUCUCCUUCAGAGGAUGAAGAGGGACUGGAUGCACACGGGACGCCGACCUUCCGGACUCUGUGGAGCAGCGCUCCUGGUAGCAGCUCGGAUGCAUAAGUUUCGCCGUACGGUGAAGGACGUGAUCAGCGUGGUUAAAGUCUGCCAGACAACUCUGAGGAAGAGAUUAACAGAGUUUGAGGACACGCCCACCAGUCAGCUGACCAUCGACGAGUUCAUGAGAGUAGAUCUGGAGCAGGAAUGUGAUCCACCCUCCUUCAUCGCUGCACAGCACAAAGCCAAGAUGCAGCAGCUGGAACAGGAGCUGGCCAGGAAGCUGGAUGACGUCGAAGGAGAGAUCAGCAGUUACAAAGACGAAAUUGAGAUCGAGCUGGAGAAGAGCCGACCCAAGUUGAGAGGAAUCUACGCCGCCUACGCCAAAGAAAUCGAUCCCGAGGACGCGGAGGUCUUGUCCUCAACCUCUGAACCCGAGGAGCCGGAGGUCGAAGACGACGAGCUCCAAGCCGCUGCCCAACACCUGACUCAGGACUUCCUGUGUCAGGUGAUUCAGGAGGAGGGGGGCCGUGGCAAGAACACAGAUGGAGGCGAGCUGGAGGGGGGACCAGAGAAGGAGGGGGCUCAGCGUCAGGCCGCCCCUCUGGCCGCCAUCCUAGGAAAGCUGCCGAGCUCCUCCUGCCUGGGCCUCCAGCAGACCUUAGACGAGUCAGAGGCAGGCGAGAAACCGGACGACGAGCAGGCGGAGGGUGGAGAGCUGGACCUGGACGGUAUCGACGAUCAAGAGAUUGAAAAGUACAUCCUGAACGAUAAGGAGGUCCAGGUGAAGACGGAGCUGUGGAUCAAACAGAACGCAGAAUACCUGAAGGAGCAGAAAGAGAAAGAAGAGAGGAUACAGAAAGAGAAAGAACAAGGGACGUAUAAAGAGAAGCCGAAGAAGUCCAAGAAGAAGAAGGAGCAGAUCGCGGCGUCGACGGCGAGCGAGGCAAUCGAGAGGAUGUUGGAGAAGAAAAAGAUCUCCAGUAAGAUCAACUACGACGUCCUCAGAGACCUAAACAGCAGAGGGACAGGAAGUGGGGGGGGCAGCAGUCCCAGCAGAGCCUCCGACGACCCCCCCGACACCAACGCCGGCGCUAGGAAACGACUCAACCGCCGACGCCGCAGGAAGCCCAGCGAUGCUAACCGCGACCUUGCUGCUAACGCUAGCAUCAUGGGGAAGAGGGUCCGCCUCCUCAUAUCUUCCACACCAAAGAAGAAAACAGCCAUCAAGAUCCUCAGAGAGUUCUUUGCCAUGAGGUUCGCCCCCUGCUGGCUGCAGCCGGAGAUUCCUGCUUGA
This is a messenger RNA of Micropterus dolomieu (smallmouth bass), 2280 nucleotides long. Its product is annotated as transcription factor IIIB 90 kDa subunit-like. Gene Ontology annotation, molecular function: RNA polymerase III general transcription initiation factor activity; RNA polymerase III type 3 promoter sequence-specific DNA binding; TBP-class protein binding. Bases 328 to 2280 code for a protein of 650 amino acids. Lineage: Eukaryota; Metazoa; Chordata; Actinopteri; Centrarchiformes; Centrarchidae. The record is from RefSeq and is a predicted model, not a curated record. Gene Ontology annotation, cellular component: nucleus; transcription preinitiation complex; transcription factor TFIIIB complex. Gene Ontology annotation, biological process: transcription by RNA polymerase III; DNA-templated transcription initiation; transcription preinitiation complex assembly. The transcript is spliced from 19 exons.